AUGUCGGCUUUUCCCCUCGCCGCGUCUGCACUGGGUGUCGCGCUGACGACGGUUUUGGCGAUACCUCACAUUCGACAACUUGCCAGCAACCGACGAAUUGAAAAGCCUGCGGACUACCAAAUUCUCAACGAUAAUGCUGAGGAAGAAGUCAUCCGUGCAAAGACACCGGAAGCAAGAUGGCAGAGGAUUGUUCUCACUGUCACCACGCUGGUCGCUACUCUAGCUGCCCUCCUUGCGUGUGUCAGGGCUCGGACGACCAUACAAAUUCUACAAUUUGUCUCUUGGGAAAUCGUCGUCGUCACCCGCCGUCGACCCCAGGACCGGUAUCAAUUGGGUUGCUACACCGCACUAGGAUCGCUGCUUGUCACCAUCACGACUGUCUCUGGGAAAGUCUUUCCCUUUGAACACGACAGAUUCGAAGAACCUUUGAAGUCACAAUUAGCUUUGACAGUCCUUCAACUAUCCGCGGGCAUCAUCCUAAUCCUGCUCAAUCUUUCUAUUCCAAAAGGCCCAACUGUCUACCGUGACGGCAAAGCCGUGGACAAACAAGAUGCAGUCUCCUUUCUUACCAAAUACAGCUUCAUGUGGGCACGAGAGACGCUUUCCAUCGCAGCAAAGAAAAACAGACUUGAGAUGGAUGAUCUGCCCUUGGUUGGAGACGAAGUCCGCGCGCAAACCCUAUACGCCCGCUUUUCAAACGUCAAUGCAGCUUGGAAGCUCUGGAGACGAUGUAUUCGCAUUUAUUGGCCAACUCUGACUUUCCAGCUUGUCAUUCAGCUGUUUUCUUCGGGAUGUCACUUUUUGCCACAGUUCUUCCUCUUCAAGAUACUGCGGCAGUUCGAAGCACGCGACACUGGGGCGAAUAACCAGGUCGACUUGUGGUUGACUGCGGCAGGUCUUGGUUGCUCUUUGGUAGUGGCCUCGUGGUUUUCGUCUCUUGUUGACUAUAUAGCAGACAUGAAGCUAUCUCUCCCUGUUCAUGAACAACUAUUUGCCGUCAUUACCAGCAAGAUUAUACGCUUGUCAGAUGUUGUGGCAGCACCUGCUGAUGGUGAUAAUGAGAGUACCUCCUCUUCAGCGGGGAACGAAGAUGAGGACGAGGAUGAUGCAGCCCCAAUGACGAGACACUCAAUAUUGAAUCUGCUUGGAGUUGAUGUUGAGAGCAUCUCAGACUUUGCAAGCUACAGCCACCUGAUGCUUGACUGUAUUCUGGAGUUUACCAUUGCAGUCAUAUUCAUGGUGCACAUCAUGGGAUGGAAGCCCACCCUUGCUGGCUGCAUUGUUCCGGCACUCCUAAGUCCAAUCUACUACUUUGUGAACAAGAAGUAUAGCAAAAGCGAGGAGGCCCUUAUGGAACAUCGGGAUCGAAAGUCAGCGGUAUUGAGCGAAGCUAUCCACGGAAUCCGGCAGAUCAAAUUUAGCGCGCUAGAGAACGAGUGGUAUCGGAAGAUCCUGAAAUUUCGCCACGAAGAACUCGAGCGCCAGCGCAUGGUCUACAUUUUCGACCUAUUCUUGGUUGCUCUUUGGUCUUUCGGGCCGGUCGUCAUGAGUGUUGUCUCCUUUUCAACCUAUGUCUACAUUAACGGAACGAUAUCCGCCUCGGUUGCAUUCACUGGGUUUGCUAUCUUUGAGGGGAUAGAAGGUUCACUAUCUAUGCUUCCGGAGAUGGUCUCUGAUUUUCUGGAUGCGUCCGUUAGUGCUCGGCGGAUAGAUCGUUUUCUAUCACUCCCAGAGCACCAUGAUGGAAGAACCUCUGGAGACGCAAUUCGGUUCACGGAUGCCACCAUUACUUGGCCGUCGGAAGAACCCAAAGAUACACAGGAUCAAUUCCAUUUGAAAGAUCUCAACCUGGACUUCCCUGCUGAGGAGCUUACAGUCAUCUCUGGUAGGAGCGGUGCGGGCAAGACCCUCCUUCUCCAGGCAAUCAUUGGAGAAGUGGAUAUUCGUCGUGGUGCCAUCUCCGUACCAGCCAUGAUACCCGCAUCAGAGAGACCUAUCGAUCGACACAGAUGGACCAUUCCUGGGAUGAUGGUAUACGUUUCUCAAGAUCCCUGGAUUGAGAAUGCGACUGUUCGAGACAGUAUCCUGUUCGGUCUGCCCUUCGAGCCCAGCCGUUAUGGCGAAGUCCUCCAUGCAUGCGCGCUUGCAGAGGAUCUGAAAUCCUUUGCCGACGGAGAUAUGACGGAAAUUGGGGCCAAUGGUAUCAAUCUCAGUGGAGGCCAGAAGUGGCGCCUGGCAUUAGCGAGAGCGUUAUAUAGCCGCGCUAGCAUUCUGGUCCUCGAUGAUAUUUUCAGCGCAGUCGACUCUCAUGUUGGUCGGCAUCUCUACGAACAUGCUUUGACUGGAAGACUAUGUGACGGGCGAACUAGGAUUAUUGCCACCCAUCAUAUCCGAUUAUGCUUGAGCAAAACAGCUUACUGCGUGAUGCUUGAGAACGGCUGCGUGUUGGGUGCGGGCACACCUAACGCUCUUGUUCAGAACGGAGUUCUCGUGGAGCAUUCAAUGACUUCCCCAGAGCAUAUUGACCGUUCUAAGGCCACAAAUGGGGCAGCUCAGAUGAGUCGCUCCGCCUACAGACGACGCGCAUCAACAUCGAGCUUUAAUAGUCUUGAGCGCUAUCAGCCGAGGGCAAGCACCCAAGAUCCCGGCGCUGGGAAGUACUACGAGGAAGAGAAACGGGAGAUCGGCGCUGUUAAGAUGGAAGUCUGGAAAACUUACAUGCAGGCUUGCGGAGGCUAUCUCCACUGGGCUCUUAUCCUCUUCUUUUUCGCUCUUACUUUGGUUGAAAAUCUUGUGACGCCAUAUUGGGUUUCUCUUUGGACCAGGGAAUACGGAGGCAAUGCACCGGAGCCAUCCGUUGUUCUCCAGACUGACAUGAACAACGUGCCAAGUACCGAACCGGGUAUUGCUCUUGAUCGACGCCUUUUGAUCUACGCGAGCGUCUUUGUAGGACUGUCGCUGUCGUCCUGGUUCCUGGAGAUGAUACGGUAUUAUCUGGUUUUUCAAGGCUCACUCAGGGCUUCCAAAGCGUUUUUUGAGCAAUUCACCGACACGAUCCUUCGGGCGCCUCUUUCCUUCUUGGACACCACCCCAGCUGGGCGUAUACUAAACCGGUUCACCGCAGACUUCGGUGUAGUUGAUUCAGACCUUGCCAUGAAUCUCGGGUGGUUGCUACACAGCAGCGUCCUGGUUCUCGUGGUCAUCAUAGCUGCGUUUAUGAGCUCGCCGCUAAUAGUGUUCUUCGGACUCCUAUCUGUCCUGGCUUCGUGGGCUGUGGCAUCAUUCUACGUUACCGGGGCUCGAGAGGCGAAACGGCUGGAGAGCACGGCUAGGUCGCCCAUCUUCGAACAAGUGAGCUCUCUACUUGCUGGUCUGCCAACGAUCCGGGCGUCAAAGAAGGAGAACGAGUAUCUGCGCCAUAUAUACAAGUUGAUUGACACGCAUUGUCAGGCUUUUUGGCAUCGUCGACUGUUCAACUGCUGGAGGGAGUUGUGGUUGAGUCUGGUAGGAGCAGGGUUUGUUACCACUGUAGCAGCCAUGUUCGUCAGCGUCUCAAAACUAGAUGCACCUCUCGCAGGAUUUGCUCUCAGCUUUGCACUAGACAUGUCGGGGAACAUCUCUUGGCUCCUCGCGCAAUAUACACGGAUCGAACUCGACUUCAAUGCCGCAGAGCGUGUCAUCGAGUAUACGGAGCUGACGCCAGAGCCCCAAACGGGGGUUGAUGUUCCAGCAUCCUGGCCGACAAGAGGCGAAAUAGAAGUCACAGACCUCCACGUCAGCUAUGCACCACAUCUGCCUCCGGUCCUGAGUGGACUCACAUUUUCAGUGCGUCCGGGGGAGCGUAUCGGCAUUGUCGGACGUACUGGAGCGGGCAAGUCUUCCUUGACAUUAGCUUUGCUCCGUUUCCUCGAAGCCCAAUCAGGCUCGAUCUUCAUUGAUGGUGUCGAUGUGUCUCACAUGCGAUUGCACGACCUCCGCUCGCGGGUAGGGAUCAUUCCGCAGGACCCGGUCGUGUUCACUGGCACAGUACGCGAGGUCCUUGAUCCUUUCGACCACCAUGAUGACCAGGAGCUUCGCGAUGCACUGGAGAAGGUUUCCCUCGCUCCAGCAAAUCAGGAUAAUACCGAGGGGCAAUCUACUGCAGCCCAAAGCAGCUGCGCGAAGGAUCUCUUUUCUCUGUCAGAUCCCAUUGCAGAAGGAGGCCGGAAUUUCUCGCAGGGACAACGACAGCUCCUCUGUCUGGCCCGAGCCCUUGUCUCUCGGCCUAAGAUCUUGAUCAUGGACGAAGCGACGGCCUCCGUCGACAUGGAGUCGGAUCUGCGCAUCCAGCGGUCAAUACGAGAGAUCCAGGGCUGUACAUUGCUCGUCAUCGCCCAUCGAUUGUCGACGAUUGCGGACUUUGAUCGGAUUCUCGUUCUAGAUAGUGGGCAGGUGGUCGAGUUCGAUCGACCCGAUGUUCUGAUGGGGAUUGAGAACGGGGUGUUUCGGAGUUUAGUUGAGCAGAGUGGUGACAGGGCCGCGAUUGAGGCGAUGAUCUCGGCAGCGGAUAGAUAA
Messenger RNA from Aspergillus terreus NIH2624, 4554 nucleotides. Its product is annotated as putative ABC transporter. Gene Ontology annotation, biological process: transmembrane transport. Lineage: Eukaryota; Fungi; Ascomycota; Eurotiomycetes; Eurotiales; Aspergillaceae. The coding region runs from base 1 to 4554 and encodes 1517 amino acids. Gene Ontology annotation, molecular function: ATP binding; ATP hydrolysis activity; ABC-type transporter activity. Gene Ontology annotation, cellular component: membrane. The transcript is spliced from 3 exons. The record is from RefSeq and is a predicted model, not a curated record.